Molecule: messenger RNA, 525 nt
Organism: Amblyraja radiata (thorny skate)
Lineage: Eukaryota; Metazoa; Chordata; Chondrichthyes; Rajiformes; Rajidae
Product: gamma-crystallin S-like
Exons: 3
Coding region: 1-525 (174 amino acids)
Biological process (GO): visual perception; lens development in camera-type eye
Molecular function (GO): structural constituent of eye lens
Source: RefSeq, a predicted model, not a curated record
AUGGGGAAAAUCACUUUCUAUGAGGAGAGAAACUUUCUGGGUCGUCACUAUGAAUGUAGCACCGAUUGCUCAGAUUUUCGCACAUCCUUGUCCUGCUGUAAUUCAAUUAAAGUAGAAAGUGGAGCGUGGGCAGUGUAUGAACAGCCCAAUUUUACUGGAAACUUGUAUGUGGUUACCAAAAAUGAAUAUUCUGAUUAUAAGCACUGGAUGGGAAUCAAUCACCAGAUUGCUUCAUGUCACAAAAUACAGCAAGCAGAUGCAAGCGUUUACAAGCUCAGAAUCUGCAACAAGGGUGAUUAUGAAACUCAAACAAUCGAAUAUUCAGAUGACUGUCCAUCUGUGUUUGACCAAUUCCAUAUUUAUAAUAUUGACUCCUGCAUCAUCCUGGAAGGUGCGUGGGUAUUCUAUGAACAUCCAAAUUACCGUGGCAGGCAAUACCUCCUUGAGCAGGGUGCCUAUGAGAAAGCUGGAAACUGGGGAGCAUCCACUUCGAAAGUGCAGUCUUUUCAUCGUAUCAUUGAGUAG